GCAUCGAUCGAGAUUGUCACGGAAUUUGCAUUUUUCUUAACUGUCACCAGUGAUAGAGGAAGUUUCUUCUAGAGAUUAUUCGUCAAGCUUUUUCGAACGCAAUGGAUAACAGUGAACUUCGAGUUGAAGAUGAAACACAGAAUGAACACAGCAGGCGGCAGAGUUUGUCCACGAAAAAUACAAACGUCAGUGAGUUCAGCCCAAGCAGAUUUCAAACGAUCGUGAAUGCGAUGGGAAUGGAAAAUUCGCCAUCGAAAGUGGCAUCAGCAAAUUCGACACCGGAAAGAACAAAUUCCUUGACUAAAUCGAAUUCUCCCAACUUGAACAAAUGCACGCAGAUUGAAUUUAGCAAAGAAGUAAUGUACGAAAUGGAUAAAAAUGGUAUUCAGCCAAAUGGAUCGCCGAAAGCUAGCAGAAAAUUAUCUAGAUCCAGCGUUUACCCCUCUGGAACGAAUCUGACCGCUCGAGAUGCUUUUGGUCCUAAGCUAACAACACCGACAACUCCUGAAAAUACUCCACCGUUGCUGGAAACACCUAUUUUUCCAGAUGACAUACCAAGAGAUUCCUUGUUGCACAACGAUUCGUCUUCGGAAACGGAACUGGACCCUGAAACGCUCUAUUUUCGAGAUGGCCGCAGACGGAUUGACAUGGUGCUAGUGUACCGGGAAGACAACAAUGGGGUGAUGACCGAAAUAGAAGCUCGUCGAAAGGAGCAGAGACGCGUUUUCCAGCAGAAUUUGUUGAAAGAGGGCUUGCAAUUGGAAUUGGAACCGAAGGAGAACUCCUUCGACGGGAAGACUUAUUUCUUAAAGUUGCAUAUUCCAUGGAAGAUCAAGGUUCAAUACGCUGAAGUUAUGAAUCUAAAGUUACCCACCAAAAGAUUUAUUACCAUCUCUGUUAAAGCUUGGCAAGGUAACGAGGACGCGAAAGAAAGGCCGAAGCUUUGGGAAAAGUGGAUGCGUUGGAUAAAAUGGAUAAAGAAGAUACACACCUGGGAUAUUAAGAAGUAUCCGGAAGAACCUAGCUUUUACGAUAGCAUUGAUUCUGGCGAUCGAGAAGAGAGAUUUGUAGUGAAAGACAGGGAUACAGCUUACACGCCCGCUCAAAGGUCACUAAUAGUAAUGCAAAUAUUAUUACGGACAAGGUACGACGAAAAUCAUGAGAAAGCUGGUAUUCGUAGACUGUUGGCGGAUGGCACUUAUCUCGAUUGCUUUUCGCUUCACGAGGGUCCGUAUAAUAAACCGGGGCUUAACGGAGAAAUUUUUGAUAGACACUUAUUGUACUUAAUAUGGGCUAGACCUUCACAAUGGUACAAAAAACAACCACUUUGGUUGAUCAGACGAUAUUUUGGCGAGAAAGUGGCGCUUUACUUUGCUUGGCUGGGAUUUUACACAAAAUGCUUGUACCCUCCAGCGAUUGUCGGCUUCUUAUGUUUCAUGUACGGUGUAGGAAGCAUGGAGGGUGUUGACAAUAUACCCAGUAAAGAAAUAUGCGAUGAUGGUGUAGCUGGAAAUAUUACACUCUGUCCCCUUUGUGACAAAGCAUGUUCUUACCAAAGACUGGGCGAUUCCUGCCUAUUUUCAAAGUUAACUUACUUAUUCGAUAAUCCUGCCACUGUCUUCUUCGCCAUCUUCAUGUCGUUUUGGGCUACAACAUUCCUUGAACUGUGGAAACGAAGGCAAGCUGUAAUAAUUUGGGAAUGGGAUCUUCAAAAUGUCGAGAGCGACGAGGAGCCCAGACCUGAGUUUGAAACCACGGUGAAAACAUUCCGAAUAAAUCCUGUGACCAGAGAAAGAGAGCCUUACUUACCGGCGUGGUCUAAAGCCUUACGUUUUUGUGCUACUGGUUCCAUAGUAUUCUUCAUGAUAUGCGUAGUACUGGGUGCUGUACUGGGAACAAUAAUGUACCGAAUAUCGUUGGUGCCCGUGUUUUACAGCGGUGGUGGUACAUUUUUAAAGAAUCAUGCCAAGAUUUUCACCUCCAUAACUGCUGCCCUUGCUAACUUGGUGAUCAUAAUGAUCCUUACGCGAGUUUACCAUCGUCUAGCACGAUGGAUGGUGAAUAUGGAGAAUCCUAGAACGCAAACUGAAUACGAAUCCAGCUUCACCUUCAAAAUAUUUCUAUUCGAAUUCGUCAAUUUUUAUUCGUCACUCAUUUAUAUCGCCUUCUUUAAGGGAAGAUUCUUCGUUCAUCCUGGAGAUACAGAUGCUAGAUCUACGGAAUUCUUUCGCAUAAAGACGGACGUAUGCGAUCCAGCGGGUUGUCUGUCGGAAGUUUGUAUACAGCUCGCUAUUAUAAUGGUGGGCAAACAGUGCUUCAACAAUUUCGUAGAAAUACUGUCGCCGAAACUGUGGAAUUGGUGGCGUAAAAGGAACCACGUUGCCGCCACGAAAGAUCACGCUAGGCCGUAUACUUAUUGGGAGAAGGAUUAUCAGUUACAGGAUCCUGGAAGACUUGCUUUGUUCGAUGAAUAUUUAGAAAUGAUCUUGCAAUAUGGAUUUGUGACCCUGUUCGUCGCAGCAUUUCCAUUAGCACCGUUAUUUGCGUUGUUAAAUAACAUAGCUGAGAUACGAUUGGACGCAUACAAAAUGGUGAAAGAAGCUAGGAGACCAUUAGCCGAGAGAGUGCAGGAUAUAGGCGCUUGGUACGGCAUACUUCGUGGAGUAACUUAUGUUGCAGUGGUAUCGAACGCGUUCGUUAUUGCAUAUACGUCAGACUUCAUCCCACGAAGCGUUUAUGCCAUUGUUUACUCUCCAACAAAGGAUUUAGUGGGUUACAUUGACAGUUCUCUGUCGGAUUUCAACACGUCGGAUUAUAGGGACGAUAUGAAGAGUGAUAUGGACAGAAAUCAUCCGGAAACUUGUCAGUACAGAGGCUAUAGAAAUGGACCGGAUCAUCCUACGGAUCCGUACGGCCUCAGUCCUCAAUAUUGGCAUGUCUUCGCAGCUCGUUUAGCCUUUGUUGUUGUUUUUGAACACAUUGUCUUCGCCCUGACUGGUAUAAUGAGUUACGUGAUACCAGCCGUACCUCAUUCUCUGUCUACUCAAUUACAAAGAGAAAGUUUAUUGGCUCAGGAGGCUAAGUAUGAGAAAGGUUUAAAGAGCAGAGAGGAUGAAGACGACAUCUUGUCCAUGCUUAGAGAAGCAGGGAGUAUUGGAAGGCCUACAGGAGGUGGCAGAGGUAGCUGGGCAAGGCGCUUCAGUAAAUUAAGCGAUGGUUUAGACGCCCACGUUGACGAAGCUUCCAAACAUAAUAGAAACAGCGACGGAUCAACCGUAUGGGAGGUGACAUAA
Habropoda laboriosa is the source of this 3293-nucleotide messenger RNA. RefSeq names its product anoctamin-4. Gene Ontology annotation, biological process: chloride transmembrane transport. Gene Ontology annotation, molecular function: chloride channel activity; protein dimerization activity. Gene Ontology annotation, cellular component: plasma membrane. Bases 102 to 3293 code for a protein of 1063 amino acids. The transcript is spliced from 14 exons. Lineage: Eukaryota; Metazoa; Arthropoda; Insecta; Hymenoptera; Apidae. The record is from RefSeq and is a predicted model, not a curated record.